Messenger RNA from Lagopus muta (rock ptarmigan), 1477 nucleotides. RefSeq names its product leptin receptor overlapping transcript like 1 (gene LEPROTL1). The record is from RefSeq and is a predicted model, not a curated record. The transcript is spliced from 4 exons. Gene Ontology annotation, cellular component: endosome. Gene Ontology annotation, biological process: negative regulation of growth hormone receptor signaling pathway; late endosome to vacuole transport via multivesicular body sorting pathway. Bases 28 to 504 code for a protein of 158 amino acids. NCBI's taxonomy places the organism in Eukaryota, Metazoa, Chordata, Aves, Galliformes, Phasianidae.
GCCCAUGGGAAGGGGAGGACAGCGGAAAUGACUUGCGUACCGCCCUCCUCUUCCAGGGGUGGGGGUGGUGACGUAGUUCCGUUUCCCGGCAGCGGGACGCGCAGCGCCAUGGCCGGCAUCAAAGCUCUGAUCAGCCUGUCCUUCGGGGGAGCGGUGGGACUGAUGUUCCUGAUGCUGGGCUGCGCCCUUCCUCAGUACAACCAAUACUGGCCACUGUUUGUUCUGUUCUUUUACAUCCUUUCCCCUAUCCCAUACUGCAUAGCAAGAAGAUUGGUAGAUGACACAGAUGCUACGAGUAACGCCUGCAAGGAGCUGGCUGUAUUUCUUACAACAGGCAUUGUUGUCUCAGCAUUUGGACUGCCUAUAGUGUUUGCCAGAGCAGAACUGAUUUACUGGGGCGCAUGUGCACUUGUUCUUACGGGGAAUACAGUCAUCUUUGCUACGAUCCUAGGAUUUUUCUUGGUCUUUGGCAGCAACGAUGACUUCAGCUGGCAGCAGUGGUGAAAGGAAGAUAGAGAACUAUCACAGACAUCUUGUCAUUCAGUGGCCAUCCAUACAAAUGAGAGAAUGGGCAAUAAAGAGAAGUAGUGUAGCAAGCCUCUCCAGUAUUCUAGACACUCCUUUUUCACUUUGUUUGUUCUGAGUGUACUACCGUUUUGCUGAUGGGUUUCUAAGUUUUUAUCAAGUAAGGAGAUAGCAGAUUUCAUUUUUACCUUUAGUAUGUUUUAGGUGGUCUCUUAGUUUGUCAUUCUUGUUCUGUUCAGUGUUUAUGUGAAGCUUUAAUGCUGAAACAAGAAUGUUAAACUUGCUUUGAAACCAUGUUUUAAAGUUGUUUCAUUUUAGCAUUAAUACAGUGCUUCAUUUCUUCUAAUGUGGCGAUUAAAUUAUAUACAAACUGAACUAAGGUAAGCAAUUGUACACCACCACUGUCAGUUACAGAUACACAGCUUGUUAUGAUUUUAGAAGAGGCAAGGGUGGGUGUGUACCAGUUACAGACUUUUUCUUCUGCCCGUACCUCAAACUGGGUGAUGAAUAGCCUCCAUUUAAGGAAAAGGCUGAGAAGCAGGUGGAGUUAUUUGGGAAAAGUCCUCAAUUUAAGCACCGCUAGCACUUUACCUGCUUCGUUAUCGAUUUUUGUGUGGAUGUGACAUUCAAAUACUCUGUAAAUGUGGUAAUAUUAUGACAUGCAAAACCAAAUUGCGUUGUAGGGGGAGGGGAAAAAUGAUAUAUAAAUUCCAUUUUUUUUUUUUUAAAACAAACAUCUUUUGAAUUCUAUUUAUAAUUGUUGUAUUGUUUUGAGCUUUUAUGUCAGCUUUUUACCAUGAAGAGGGUAAAAUAUUCAUUUAUGGAACUACUGCUACAUGUUAAUUUGAAGCAUAUACAAAACUUUUCCCCUUCCUCUUUUUAAUUUAUUUUAUACAUACUAUGAAUGGAAUAAAACUUUUCAAAUGUAAAUUAAAACUUUAUGUUAAACUUG